Messenger RNA from Limulus polyphemus (Atlantic horseshoe crab), 2107 nucleotides. Its product is annotated as tRNA (guanine(26)-N(2))-dimethyltransferase-like. The transcript has 16 exons. The record is from RefSeq and is a predicted model, not a curated record. Gene Ontology annotation, biological process: tRNA N2-guanine methylation. Gene Ontology annotation, molecular function: metal ion binding; RNA binding. Bases 104 to 1885 code for a protein of 593 amino acids. Gene Ontology annotation, cellular component: nucleus. Lineage: Eukaryota; Metazoa; Arthropoda; Merostomata; Xiphosura; Limulidae.
UUGCCGAUGUCGAGAGCACGUGUUGUAAAGUGUUUUGUUAUAUAGUGGGUCUAUACAUUUUGUUAAAACAGCUGUAUUAUCGUGAAAUAAUUCAAUUGGUAGAAUGUGCGAAAAUGUGACACAAUCUUGCUCUGCCUUGGAUGAUGUGCAGUAUAAUUGUAUUUCCUCCGAGCUCAAUACAAUCGACCCUGAAAGGUCAUCAGUGUUUAUAGACAAAACACCAUAUACAGUAGUUACUGAGGGAAAAGCUGAAGUAUUAUUUCCCAGUUCACAUGAUGUUUUUUACAACCCAGUACAGGAGUUUAAUAGAGACAUGAGUAUUGGUGUUAUAAAAAGUUAUUUGGAAGCAUGCAUGCAGAAUACUGCUAACAAAAGUGGAAUUAAAGUAGACAAGUCUGAAAAAGAAUGUGGUGGUAUACAAAAGCCAAAGGAAGGAAUAACUGUAUUAGAGGCUCUAGCUGCAUCUGGCUUGAGAUCUGUACGAUAUGCCAAAGAAAUACCUUGUUUGACAUGUAUUAUUGCUAAUGACUUCUCCCACCAAGCUGUUGAAAGCAUGAAAAGAAAUAUCAAGCAUAAUAAAGUAGAAGAAAUUGUUGUUCCAAGCAAGGAAGAAGCUGCGAUUUUGAUGUAUCAGCAUCGUUCCCAUGACAAAAGAUUUCACAUUAUUGAUGUAGAUCCAUACGGCAGUCCUGCUCCAUUCUUGGAUUCUGCUGUCCAAGCAGUUCGUGAUGGAGGGUUACUGAUGAUAACAUGUACUGACAUGGCAAUUCUGUGUGGAAACAGCAGUGAGACUUGUCGAGCCAAAUAUGGUGCUGUAUCAUUAAAAAUGAAAAGUGGCCAUGAAAUGGCAUUACGAAUUGUUUUACAAAGCAUUGAAAGCCAUGCAAAUCGAUAUGGUCGGUACAUUGUACCUGUGCUGUCCUUGAGUGCAGACUUUUAUGUACGAGUUUUUGUUAAGAUCUAUACCAGUCCAUCCAUAGUCAAACAGAGCACAAGCAAGCUUGCUAUGGUGUACCUUUGCACUGGCUGUGAAACAUACAACCUUCAACCUUUAGGAAAAUGCAUACAGAAGGAAAAAAGUUUAAAGUUUUCUCCUGGAGAUGGACCACCGGUAGAUAUGCUUUGUUCACAUUGUCAACACAGACAUCAGAUUGGUGGACCUAUUUGGGCAGCAAAUCUUUAUGACAAAGAUUUUGUUUUAGCAAUGUUACAAGAAGUUCAAAAGGAAGAGCAUUUUUAUGGAACAGGAAAGAGAAUGAUUGGAACUUUAAGUGUGAUUUUAGAGGAGUUGGAGGACUGUCCAUUGUAUUAUACACUAGAUAGGCUUUGUGGAGUUGUCCAUUGUACCAUGCCAAGCAUGCUUCAGUUCAGAUCUGCUAUUCUGAAUGCUGGGUACCAAGUAUCAUUAUCCCAUACAAAUAGGACAUCCAUCAAAACUAAUGCCCCAGCAAGCACAUUGUGGGAUAUCAUCAGAACAUGGACCAUGCAGAACUCUGUCAAAAGAAAACUUGAAAAAGGGAGCGCUGCCGAAAUAAUCUUGAAUAAAAAACCAUGCAUUGAAGUGUCCUUUUCUCUCAGACAAGAUGCCAACCCUUCUUCUAGACAACAGAACUUGCUGCGCUUCCAGGUUAACCCAGAACCCCACUGGGGACCCAAAGCACGAGCAAGAACAAGUUUAUGGUCAGAAAAGCAGAUAGAGAAACAACAAAGAAAGCAGGGAAAGAGAACAAAAAUAAGAAGUGAAUCUCUUGGUAGUCUAAAGAAGUAUCCUUGCAAAAGAUUUAAAACUGGAGAAUGUGGAUUUGGAGAUAAAUGCAGAUAUUCUCACAACUUUGAGGACAAAGAAGCAGAAGGAAAGAAUGAGAAUUACUUAACUCAAAAAUAACUACUAUCUAGACACUUUGUUGGGAAUCUGGUGUAAAUAAUCAGUAGGUUUAAGUUUUGAUCAAAUGGUAUUAAGUCCACAGUGCAUAAAAGUAUGAUAAACAUGACUGGAAAAGAAAGACAUUUUAAAAAACAAUUUGUCUCUUGUGAAUGUAACUGUAUAUUUCUGUGUUGUUUAGUUUUGUAAGGAUCUUGUAAAAUAAAACUAAGCACAAAUCCUUGU